Anopheles maculipalpis is the source of this 3796-nucleotide messenger RNA. It is a transcript of the gene Csk, whose product is annotated as mucin-5AC. Gene Ontology annotation, molecular function: protein tyrosine kinase activity; ATP binding. The record is from RefSeq and is a predicted model, not a curated record. Lineage: Eukaryota; Metazoa; Arthropoda; Insecta; Diptera; Culicidae. The transcript is spliced from 8 exons. Bases 32 to 3796 code for a protein of 1254 amino acids. Gene Ontology annotation, biological process: protein phosphorylation.
CACGUGUAGCGAAUUGGAAAAUAAGAACAACAUGGUGACGACGAUCAAAAUUACUGGUGACGGUGUGUUUAUCCAGUCCAAUGGUGGCGUUGGUGGUGGUGCAGGAGGGCCACGACUGCAGCAACAGCAGUUACUAGCAACUGCUGAUACCCUUGGCAGCACCGCCAUCGGGGAAGCGAAUUUGCCACCUACGAACGGAACGGUGCACAGCAGCAACGGAUCCCUGGACACGGUAGAUAGUGCCGGCAUCAGCGAUACAAACAACAAUCACAAAGGCUACCGCAACUUCAACCAUCGCCGGUACCAAUCGGACGAAGGACCGGGCUUUAUCGGGGUGCGCAAUGGCAAAUCGGAACGAGCUGAUGGUGGUGGAUCGUCCGGUUCGUCGAUCGAGAUGGCGUCGGGUGAAAGUGACGAUACGAUCGGCGAUCCCGAUCCGAGCCGUAAGCGUGACAAGUUUACGAUUUCAUUCCUGAACACGCAUCGCUCCAGCGGCGGUGGACUGCAAAACGGUGGCCAUGGUAAGAGCAUGCUCAACCACAAGUUUAUCGUGUACAACAGCAAAAAGCCAAAGACGUCCUCGGUGCUUCACCAGCAGUACUACCAGCAGAGCUUGGCGGCUGCCGGUGAACUUGGUAAUGGUAGUAGCAGUGGGUCGCCACCGUUACCGAUGCAGUACCAGAGCCACUACCAGCAGUACCUGUACAAUCGGCUACGGCCAUCGCUGUCAACCUCGGUGUUAAGUUCCCCGUCACUGAUUAGUGGAACGACAGCCGCGCUUGGCGCUUCAUCGCCACUCGGACGUUCCGUGGACCGCGAUCGUGAUCGGCUGGAGCAACAGCAUCAGCUUUAUCAGAACAGUUUAUUCCAUCAGCAGCAUCGCUCGUUGCUUGGAACUCCACCGGCAGCCGUACCUGGGUGGGCCAAGUCCACUUCCUGUCUGGUGACGGACAGUGUAGUAGCGGCAACUUCCUCCUACAGAACUGUCACCGCAUCACCGCUACUGUUGCUUCCUGCCCAGCCUACCAGAAGUCCACCACAGCCUCACGCCACCUCACCACGGCCCGUACCGAUCUCUUCGUCUAUAUCCUCACUCUCCUCGUCGCCGUCUUCGUUUUCUGCCAGCUCGCCACCAACGUCCGGUGCGAGUUCAUCGGCCAACACACCUCCACCACCGAUACCGAGUGAAGCUGCAACACUUUCGACUGCAGCUGUACCAGCAACCACCACCUCCACAGCGUCAGUACCGGCAACCUGCAGCUCCCCGACGCCAACGACAACAUCAAAGUCACCAACUCCACCACCAACGAGUACAACAGCGCCCUCCACACCGACGCACUCAUCGCCGCCACCCUCGUCAACGUCAAAUCUUGAUGUCGAUGUGAGAGGUGUUCCACGGUUCGAUCGCAGCACUAAACCUGCAGCAUCCGUCAUCGGCAGCGAUCAGCAGCAGCAACACCACCAUCAGAAGCGGUUUCAACACCAGCAGCGAUCAUUCGAUCUACAGCAUUCGGAGUCUGCGAGUGAUCAGCAGCAGCAACAGCAAGAAGAAGAGGACAGUUUACUAGUUUCGCGCCGCAACUCCACCGGAAGCAGCGUGGCGCUGAACGGAAUGAACAGCCACACGGCGGCAAUCAAUCUGCAGCAUCCGGGCACGGGACAGACGGCUGUGGUUGGUCACCAUCGAGGCUUCUCGUCGACGGUCGUUGCCGCCGCAAACUCUGCCGCUGCUUCCGCCUCCGCCACCGACUGUCCAUGGUUUUUGCCGCAUCAGAUGCCUCCGCCGCCGACGGCACCGGCCCGCCAGCACAAGCGGCCUGCACCGCAACCAGGCGGUGGCGUCGGUGGCGGAGGAGGAGGUCCCGGCAGUCACAUGCAGCCGCCGCAGUUCAUUAGCCCACCUCCAGCACCCCAGCAGCAGCAGCAUCACCAACAACAGCCGCAACAGCAACAUAGUCAGCAGCCAGCAAUCGUGCCGCCACCGCAAUUACCUCCACACACCGUUAACCCGAGUCUCAGUUCCAUCCAUCAUCCGGUGCAGCAGUUGGUUGCGGCACCGCAGUCAGCACAGUCACAUCAGCCACCGAUACCGCCCCAUCCGGCGGUACAUCACAUACCAAAAUCACCUAACCAGCAUCAUCCACCUCAGCAGCAGCAGCUGACGAUGCAGACAUCCGCGGUGCAACAGCACAGUCCGGCGGUGACGUCAGCGGUUGGUGGUGUGCUGACCAACAACAACAAUCACCACCCUACGGGACCAUCCACCACCGGGAGUAGUGCGACCGGAGGGUUGCCACCGACGACCGUGUCAGGGAAUGCUGCUGUCAGUCUGAUGUCAGCCUCGAUGAACAGUGCACAGUUACAGGGACACAUUCUCCAACCGGUUGGUGGUCUUACCGGUUCGGCACUUUCCCUCCAGCAGCAACAGCAACAACAACAGCAGUCAUCAAUUCCACCAGGAACACAGCAGGUGCAUCAUAUGUCCAACUCGUUGCACGGUCCAAUCGGUAUCCCGUCGGUAGUGGUCCCAGCAGCAGCCGGUCACGAUGGAAGCAAUGGUGUUGGAGGUGUACCCGCUCCUGGCUGGAACUGCGUGCCGGUAGGCCUAUCCUCGCCGACCACCUCAGCGGCAGCAGCAGCACAGCGGAGAGCGGAAGUGAAUGCGAAACUGAACGCCAUGCCCUGGUUCCAUGGGCGAAUAAAACGGGAAGAGGCCGAAUCGUUGCUGAAACCUCGCGAAGAUGGACUGUUUUUGGUGCGUGAAUCCACCAACUUCCCCGGUGAUUACACGCUCUGUGUAUGCUUUAACGAGAAGGUGGAGCACUAUCGCAUAAAGUACGUGGACAACAAGCUCACCAUCGAUGAUGACGAGUACUUUGAUCAUCUCGGACAGUUGGUAGAGCACUACACACUCGACUCGGAUGGUUUGUGCACAAAACUGAUGAAAGCCCUGCCGAAGGAAGAAUUCUGCGUGAAAGACUUCCAGGACAAUGGGUGGGAGAUCAAGAUGGAGGAUCUGCAGCUAAAGGAAAACAUUGGCAAGGGCGAAUUUGGCGACGUAAUGCUUGGUAUUCUGAAGGGUGAAAAGGUGGCGGUGAAGGUGCUGAAGGAUGCGGGUAGAGCAUCAAACAAAUUUCUUGCCGAAGCGGGCGUUAUGACUACAUUGGAACAUGAAAAUCUCGUCAAGUUUAUUGGGUUGGUGUUUCACGACAAGUACAUCUACCUGGUGACGGAGUACAUGAGCAAGGGAUCGCUAGUCGACUAUCUGCGAUCGCGCGGCCGGCAACACAUUAGCCGGAAAGAUCAGAUCAAUUUUGCCUACGACACUUGCUGCGGUAUGGAGUAUUUAGAGACCAAAAAAGUGAUCCAUCGGGACCUUGCUGCCCGGAACGUGCUCAUUUCGGAGGACUGUGUCGCAAAGGUAUCCGACUUUGGGUUGGCACGUGACGAACGUUACACUGGCGAUAGUAGUAAGCUUCCUAUCAAAUGGACAGCCCCGGAAGCGUUAAAGGAAGGGAAAUUUUCCAACAAAACGGACAUGUGGAGCUUUGGUAUUUUGCUAUGGGAAAUCUAUUCGUUUGGCCGCGUACCGUACCCACGAAUUCCUUUGGCCGAUGUGGUGAAGCAUGUCGGUAGCGGUUACAAGAUGGAAGCACCCGAAGGCUGUCCACCAGAAAUCUACGAAAUGAUGCGCCAAGCGUGGGAUCUAGUGCCCGACAAGCGUCCCACGUUUGCGGAACUGAAACGGCGCCUGUACAACUGUAAGCGUGAAACAGCCAACACUUACGUCACGUAG